Messenger RNA from Oppiella nova, 2190 nucleotides. Lineage: Eukaryota; Metazoa; Arthropoda; Arachnida; Sarcoptiformes; Oppiidae. The record is from the annotation of a GenBank genome assembly.
ACACCCGAAUUUGCAGCUUCUGCUUUAGCAGCACUCAUUGAAACUGAUCACGAAAUCGUCGCUGUGUAUACUCAACCCGACCGUAAAUCAGGUCGUGGACAAAAAAUGACAGCUUCAGCCGUGAAACAACUUGCGCUCGCAAACAACUUACCCGUCUAUCAACCACUUCAUUUCAAAGCAUCGACAGACGAAGGCUUAGCGGCUCAACAAGAAUUAGCAGCUUUGGGCGCAGAUGUAAUGGUGGUUGCGGCUUAUGGCUUAAUUUUGCCUCAGGCCGUAUUAGAUACACCGCGCUAUGGUUGUUUAAAUAUUCAUGGUUCUUUGCUACCACGUUGGCGUGGUGCUGCUCCGAUUCAGCGUGCCAUUGCAACGGGUGACACUGAAACCGGAGUAACGAUCAUGAAAAUGGCGGCUGGACUAGAUACAGGCGAUAUGAUCUUUAAAACAGUGUGCCCAAUCACAGUAGAAGAAACCUCAGCGACUUUAUAUGACAAACUUGCGAUUCAAGGCGCUGAAGCAAUUUGCGUGGUAUUAGAAUCAGAACAAAAAUUACAACAAUAUUUAGAUGCACGUGAAGUGCAAGAUGAACAAUUUACGGUAUAUGCACAUAAACUCACAAAAGCUGAAGCGCAAAUUGAUUGGACUAAAUCAGCAGUUGAACUUGAUCGCAAUAUUCGGGCAUUCAAUCCUUGGCCAGUCGCAUUUACACCAAUAGAUGAAACCAAUAAUUUACGUGUAUGGAAUUCUCAAAUUUCAGACCUUACAGCCAAUGGUAAAGUACCUGGAACCAUUAUCGAAAUGAACAAACAAGGUGUACAUGUGCUGUGUGGAGAUGCCUACAAUGGCCAGGUGGCAAAGCCAUUAACCCUUAGGAAAUAUAUUCGCAUGAGCCAAAUUCAAUCAUCUGCAAAAAAUUUGAAUUUGCGCGCACAAGUGGUUAAAACACUUUUAGCUGUUCAAAAUGGACAGUCUUUGGCUUCCGUUUUAAACCAACAUAUCAAUAUUGUUUCUGAACGUGAUCGUGGUUUAUACCAUGAGCUUACUUUGGGCUGUUUACGUCAGUGGUAUUCUUUAAAAGCAAUUACCUUACCCUUGCUCACAAAACCGUUAGACAAUGAGGCACUAGAAAGUUGCUUAUAUUUGGGUUUAUACCAGAUUUUAUGCACCCGUAUUCCUGCACAUGCGGCGAUUUCAGAAACUGUCAAUGCAGCGAAGCAAUUAGGUUUUGAACCGAUGAGUGGUUUGGUCAAUGCCAUCCUUCGUCGUGUUUCACGUGAAACAACUGAGUUUCAAACGGCUUUGAAUAAUACCCAUGGUUUACCAAGCUGGCUGUUCAAACGACUUAAAAAAGAUUGGGCUGAUCUACUCCCUGAAAUCUGUCAAAAUUUAAAACAAGUUGCCCCACUAACGCUGCGUGUCAAUGAACGUCAAAUUAGUCGUGAUGAAUAUCUUGAUAUUUUAGAUGAAGAACAGAUUGAUGCUCGUCCUUGUACACUUUCAGAUGUUGGUAUAGUUCUGGAACAAACGGGCAAUAUUACUCAUUUACCUGGCUUUGAAGAAGGCGGGUUUUCUGUUCAAGAUGAACAUGCUCAAUUGUGUGCAACACUGUUACCCAACUUAGAUGACAAAGUCAUUAUCGAUGCUUGUGCAGCACCGGGUGGUAAAGCAGCUCAUAUCUUAGAACGUUUCAAUCCUAAAAAAUUAAUCGCACUUGAUCAUGAUGCUAAACGUUUAUUGCGUGUUUCAGAAAACUUGGAGCGCCUUGAAUUAAAUGUUGAUGCAACAGUUGAAAUCAUCACAGCAGAUGCUACAACAUGGGUGCCUAAAGAAUUGGUCGAUUGCAUCGUAUUAGAUGCACCAUGUUCUGCUAUUGGUGUUCUACGUCGUCAUCCUGAUAUUCGCUUAUUGCGCCAAUCUACAGAUAUUCAGCAAGUGGUCGAUCUGCAAAAGCAAAUUUUAAAACAUAUGUGGCAGCAGCUUAAAGUUGGUGGAACACUACUUUAUAUUACCUGCUCAAUUCUGAAAGUUGAAAAUGAACAGCAGAUGGUCGAGUUUUUUGCUGAACAUGCAGAUGCUGAAGAAAUCAAGAUUGAUGCAAACUGGGGAAUAGAACAAAUUCAUGGUCGUCAAUUGUUGCCUGAAGCGCAUCAUGGUGAUGGUUUCUAUUAUUGCCGAAUUCAAAAAACAGCU